Messenger RNA from Paramecium tetraurelia, 908 nucleotides. RefSeq lists its product as uncharacterized. The transcript is spliced from 3 exons. NCBI's taxonomy places the organism in Eukaryota, Ciliophora, Oligohymenophorea, Peniculida, Parameciidae. The record is from RefSeq and is a predicted model, not a curated record.
AUGUAUUUCUCUGACAUUACAAACCUUGAAAAGUCCUUUCGUAAUAUCUAAACCAAGUCCGUCAUUUCUCAGAAUGCCAUUCCUGCCACUCCUAUGAAGAAACACUAAGUGAAUUACAUGGAUACAUAGAAUUUGCAAUUCGAGUGGAUUUAAUUGGAUGACUAUGAAUAGGAAAUCAUGAAUGAAAGCGAUUCAAACCCCUUCUAAUACUCGUACUAUGAACAAACUUAAUGGUUCUAAAACUAUCAUCUUCAUUUCUCGUAUCCACUGAAAUUGGAUCACAUGAAUACCCAAGAAUCCUUAAAGCAUCAUUCUAUUUGUGAAUUUAAGAGGAACAAACUUCUGUGUUUAAUCGGCUAUGUAUUGAGUUCGUAUGAUAACACUUCGAAUGAGACAUAUUUUUUGACCAUCUCCAUUUUUGAUAGGUUCUUACAAAAAUACCCAUAUAAUCUAAGCAAUGAGGAACUCUUAACUAUCGGAAUAAGUUGUUUGAGUUUGGCUUCUAAGUAGAAAGACAUUUAUUGUUUGACUUCAUAAUAACUUGUCUAAUUAAGUGCUUGCAAAAUGUCAAUUUUAAAUCUUAAAAACUAUACAAUACUAAAUAGAAAUGCCAAACUAUUUCAGAAACUUUGAUUACAUAAUGCGUGACUUGGAGUUUCGAUAUUACAAACUGUAAGGGUCAAAUAUUGCUAAUAAUUCUGUGAUGAAAAUGAAACUAUAGGCCAUUUAUAAAUGCAGUUUAAAUCUAUUACGAUUUGUCUCAUAGUAUUAUGAUACGACAAUAUUUCAUCAAAGCACCAUAGCGUAUAGCUGCAUCUUUUAUACAGUCAAGAGGAUGGAAUAAAUGAAUUAUAGACGGCUUGGUGACUUUAUUAUAGUUUUAGGGAAAAUUCAACAUGAUCAUGAGA